This is a messenger RNA of Mercenaria mercenaria, 4085 nucleotides long. RefSeq names its product baculoviral IAP repeat-containing protein 2-like. Gene Ontology annotation, cellular component: cytoplasm; nucleus; spindle microtubule. Gene Ontology annotation, biological process: regulation of cell cycle. Bases 49 to 588 code for a protein of 179 amino acids. The transcript has 4 exons. Lineage: Eukaryota; Metazoa; Mollusca; Bivalvia; Venerida; Veneridae. The record is from RefSeq and is a predicted model, not a curated record.
GUCAGCAGGCGGUCGGAGGAAUAAGACAAGAAAAAAGAACAAUGAAACAUGGCCGAGGCCCGGACGGAGGAAGAUGACAGUCUGCCAACACCAGACUUGCCGUCAUAUAUAUCUAAUAUAUCUAUUGACGGAACCAGCGGUACCUCCUUCGUAUCGCUAUCCAUGCAGUAUCAACGCCCAAGCAUUACAAUAAGAACUCAACAAGUACACUACAUUGCAAGAGGUAUCCAUAUGGUUUCACCACGAUCUGAUCCAAAUGCUGUUUACAGUUUACACCCUUCGCCAAUGCAGAACAUUCAUGAACCAAUUGCGAGAUCCCAUCUCUUAAUGCACGAGUUUCCGGAGACAACACUCAAUCAUAGAAGGCGAGAAACCAGCGAAGAUAGUUACAGAAGAAGAUUAAGAACAUUUCGUCAUUGGCGUGUAUCCUUUCUAGAUCCGGAAGUUCUUGCUGAAGCCAGUUUUUGUUACACAGGAGCAGGAGACACUGUAAGAUGUACAAUAUGCGGAGGGGAAUUAUCGAACUGGCAGCCAGGGGAUAAUCCAAGACAAGAGCAUUUCAAGGAAUUUGGAUUUUUCUGCCAUUAAAUGAGUUUUGCCGUUAUUUGUUUUCAAAAAACAAAUUAGGCUAUGAUUAGUCUGACUUUUAUGGAGAUGUUAUUUACUGUAAGAUGUACAUGAAAUUACAAAGUGUGUCAUUUAAAAAGGCAUGUCAUGUUUUUUUGCCGUUGAAAGACUGAGUAAUAGCCAGUUUUAAAGUCCACUGAGAUUUUUUAUCUGCUUAGACACUUGCCUUCUGACUUGUUGUGUUUUUAUUGCUCUGUGUUCGUCAAAGACAUUGAGUACAUGCGUGUAAUUAUGGUUCUUUUGCUUUGCUUAUUAUAUAUUUUAAAAGAGGUUGUCUAUGAUUUAUAUUUCAUGCCCUUUGUUAUCAUUGUGUUAGACAUUCACCUAGGAUGGAAAACUUUAUUUGUAAUGUCCUGUAAUUUUUUAACAUAAAUUGGUAUUUCCGUGUUAUGUAUAGAUAAUAACAAUUCAUAAACAUGUUUUUUUUUGUUAUAUGUGAUAUAACAUUUUGAUGAAGUUAUAAAUGUUUUACACGACAAUUACACAGCAGUUAGAGCGUUUUGGUACUCAAACUGGCUUCGGCGUUGGCGCCAAUGUCGGUGUCGCCGAUGCUUUCAGGUUUAAGUUUUUUGAAAAACUUUUUAAUUUAAUCAUAUCUUCUUAACUUUUGCUCCAAUCAUUAUUAAACUUGGAUAAAAUUUGGUCUUGAUAAGGGUUAGACAUCUGGUUGUUUAGAGUAAAAGUCCUGGUGGUAAGCUUUUUGAUUUCUCUGUAUCUUUUUUUAAUUAAAUCUGCUGUUCUCCUCAAGCCGAGAAUAUAUUGAUCGUAGUAGGAGGCUGACAACCGUUACUUCAACACGUGAUUAGCAAUGAUUCACCUUUCUCGCAAUUUAAAGCAUUUUCUACAUCUUUCUACGAACAAAUAUAAAAUGUUUAUAUAAUAUUUCUGUGGUAUUGAUGAAAUGGAGAACAACUGUUAUUAAUAUGAAGGAGCUCUUCCUUUUCAAAGUGUUACAACGUUGUCUUCUGAUGUCUGAUUGGCGAGAUGUCAGUAAUAUUAUCCUUGCUAGCUUUAAACUUGCAAUAACACUGAUACAAUGUGGAUGUUUCCGGAGCAUCGUCCCCUAAAGGCUCCAAAUGCCUUUGCUUGAAAUGUGGCUGCCAUAUUUUCCGGCAUGAGUACAAACAAUGUUAAUUUUUUUUUUCAAAUCCUAUUUAGAAUAACUGUUUUCUCUAAUAUUUGUCAAUCGCUUAAAUAUUGAGGAUACAACAGACAGUUUAAUUGAAUUUAUUGUUUCGUUACAUCUCUUUAUAGCUUUAACAUAAAACCUUCAAGCACAAUCAUGCUACCAAAUUUGUAGGUUCUGGGGAAAGAAGUUCUCAAGGUAUUGGGCGGAAAUGAUUUUUAAGGCUUAGUCCCAUGUGAAGCUGACCUUUUACCUACUUAUCCCAAAACAUUAGGGUUCAUUUACUUUAUUUAUAAGUCCAAGCAAGGUAACAAGUAGAAAGGUCCUUGGUCAAGUGUUUCUAAAGUUAUUGUGAUGAAACUGUUUUCAAGGUUUGGCCCGCUGUGACCUCAACAUUUGACCUACUGACCCAAAAACAACAGUGGUCAUUUACUUUAUACGCCAGAUCAUGCUUCUAAUUCUGAAGGUCUUGGUUCAAUUUGUUCCCAAGUUAUUGGGCGGAAACCCUUUUCAGAGAUUGCCCAAUGACCUUUACCUUUAAUCUACUGACCCAGAAAACUAUAUUUUUCGUUUACUGCAUAAGCUCAUUUUUGAAGGGUCUGAAUCAUGUUGUUCCCCGGUUAUUUGGCAGAAACCAUUUAAAAGUUUUGGCUCCUGUGGCCCUGACCUUUCACCUACUGACCCCAAAAUCUCUAUGUUUCAUUUACUGCGUAGGCCCAUACAUGUUCUUAUGUUUAAAGGCCCUGGGACAAGCGGUUCUCCAGUUUUUGGGCGAAAACCGUUUACUCUAUGGAUCGACCAACGCGGCCGAUAGAUGCAAAGCAGUAUAUCCCCGCUUCUCAGAAAGGGUAGGGUGGGGGUUGCAUAAUAAUAUAAACAAUUUUAAAAUUGUUUAAGGGUGACGUAAUGGUUUGCAAAAUAACGGAGAGAAAUAAUCUUGCAAUACUGUACUGGGACACACUGAACUCCGAGGCAUUUUUAAUGCUUUAUGCUAAAAAUAACAAAGAAAAACGUUCGUGUUCGGGUUUAGUGUCUUUUCAACAUUUUGUCAAACGUGUAAGCGACGGUUUCUACUUGUAUAAGUCAGCACAGUUCCAACUUAAAAGUGCUCCCUAAACAUAAGAUGUUAUUAAAUAUGAUAACCGAAAUUCGGAGAUAUUAACCAUUCUUUAUAGCUUGCGAAAGAAACACAUAUCAUAUGAAGAAGUAUUUUAAAUGUAGGAAACGAAAAUAACACGAAUCCACCUGAAAAAUCGACCCUUUGUACUUUUUCAUAGAAAUAUCCUUAAACACAAAAGAUAUUUAUUUAUGUAGAAAACAUAUCCUUUUUCAAUUAAUUGUUCUUCGGGGUUGAUAAUAGUUUGUGUGCUGCAUAAUUUAUUAAUUCGAGCGGACUAUUGAGCAAUUAUGAAGAUCAACUGUAUAUUGAAAUGUAGUACAGAUACAGAUUUGAAAGUGUUACUUAUACAGUUAUAAUUCUAAAAACAGCUUGUUGCGUCAUAGUCAGUGACGUAAAUUUUUUAUCAACAUUUAUGUGGGGCUGAAAUAAGAUUUCUAGAAAUUUCAUUACAUUUGUUUGACAAUAUAUAGUUUUGGAGUCCAUAUUUCUAUCAAAAACUAGAUGCAUACAGAAUCGGUUCAGUUCAAAGGGUGACAAAAAGCUCAAUUUACUUAGCGUGUAUAACAAAAGCAUAUUUUAACAGACGGGCUUCUGCUUUUAGUGUAAUCACUUUGAUGUCCUAACUAGCCACGAGUUGAUUAAGAUGGUGUCAUGUAGAGACAAACUAUCUUAUAUAGAGGGUUUAUGAUCUUAACUAAAACAUGCUAAUUUUCCGCGCGCGAAGUCUUGCAUUACGUCAUGAUAUCCCAAUAUUUAUGUUAGAAAACUUAAUCUGAAACGGUUCCUCUAUGAAAUAAAACGGAACACAAUUAUGUUCCUGUAUAUUGAUUCUUACUCAAGAACCAUCAUGUAAUUAUGGCAUCUUGAGUGAGGAGGCAUCAAUCUAACUAUUUUUACAUCUUGAAAGUAUAUGUUUAAACUUUAUCAUACACGUAAAGUAGAACUAUAAAAUACGUUUCGUCGUUCUAGAACUAAAGUGUUUGCUCAAAUAGCAUGCCAGCAAAAUGAUAGGACUUAUAUUAACUAGAAGAUAACUAGAAGACAAGGACAGUGAAAACUUAGAUUUUCAAGAAUCUUGUCUUUUAAUAUAAUCCUUAAUGGGAUCCUUAUUAUUUUCAUAUGAUAAACAACAACGUUAUGUUCAGGUAGCACAGAAUUUUCUGAGAAAAGACAUGUUUAAAUAGAUAUCAUUGGGAUGUAUUUACCUGCAAA